Molecule: messenger RNA, 1953 nt
Organism: Elaeis guineensis (African oil palm)
Lineage: Eukaryota; Viridiplantae; Streptophyta; Magnoliopsida; Arecales; Arecaceae
Product: laccase-17
Biological process (GO): lignin catabolic process
Cellular component (GO): apoplast
Molecular function (GO): copper ion binding; hydroquinone:oxygen oxidoreductase activity
Source: RefSeq, a predicted model, not a curated record
UGAGAAGAGAACACGACUCCCACUCCCUUGGAAGUAGCAAAGUAUGAGUGCUCUUCUUCCUUCUUCAAACGUCUCCAUUGGAGCUUUUCUCGUUGCCUUGAGCGUUCUCCUAGCGCUCCCAGAGAUUUCGGCAGGCAUUACGAGGCACUAUAAGUUUAAUAUAAGGCUGCAAAAUGUGACACGACUUUGUCACACCAAGAGCAUGGUGACGGUGAACGGUCAGUUUCCAGGGCCUCCGAUCGUAGUCAGAGAAGAUGAUCAGGUUGUUGUGAAGGUGGUCAACCAUGUGCAGAACAAUAUCACUAUACAUUGGCAUGGCAUUCGGCAGCUUCGAAGUGGUUGGGCUGAUGGCCCAGCAUACAUAACCCAGUGCCCAAUCCAAACAGGCCAGAGCUAUGUCUACAACUUCACAAUAGUUGGCCAGAGAGGAACACUAUGGUGGCACGCCCACCACUCUUGGCUCAGGGCCACAGUCUAUGGACCCUUCAUCAUCCUCCCGAAGCGCGGCGUCCCGUACCCAUUUCCCGAACCCUAUAAAGAAGUCCCCAUUCUCUUUGGGGAGUGGUUCAACGAAGACCCUGAGGCUGUCAUUGCCCAGGCUCUUCAGACUGGUGGAGGCCCAAAUGUCUCUGAAGCUUAUACAAUAAAUGGGUUACCUGGUCCCCUGUACAAUUGUUCAGCCCAAGAUACUUUCAAGCUUAAAGUGAAGCCUGGAAAGACGUACCUCCUCCGGCUGAUCAAUGCUGCACUCAACGACGACCUCUUCUUCAGCAUUGCCAACCAUUCCAUGACCGUCGUGGAGACCGACGCCAGCUACGCGAAGCCCUUUGAAACGGACACCAUCCUCAUGGGGCCAGGCGAAACCACCAAUGUUCUCCUCCGCACCAAGCCCACCUCCCCAAAUGCCACCUUCUUCAUGGCUGCGAGGCCCUACAAUACCGGUCUCGGCACCAUCGACAACACCACCGUCGCUGGCCUCCUCGAGUACACCUCCACUUCUCCCACCUCCAUGAAAAACCUCCCUCUCCUCAAACCAACCCUCCCAGCUAUCAAUGACACGGCCGCUGCUGCAAACUUUAGCACCAAAUUGCGUAGCCUGGCGACCUUGCAGUUCCCGGCCAAUGUGCCCCAAACCGUGGACCGGCGUUUCUACUUCACCGUCGGGCUCGGCACGAGGCCGUGCCCCAAGAACCAGACAUGCCAGGGGCCCAAUGGGACCAAGUUCGCCGCAUCGGUCAACAACGUGUCGUUUGCUCUCCCAUCCAUGGCUCUCCUCCAGGCCCAUUAUCUGGGGCAGUCCAACGGGGUCUACACGACCGACUUCCCCAACAACCCUCCAUUCCCAUUCAACUACACUGGGGGUCCACCGAACGACACCUUUGUGAUCAACGGGACCAAGGUGGUGGUGCUGCUUUUCAACACAAAUGUGGAGCUUGUCAUGCAGGGCACCAGCAUCCAAGGUGCGGAAAGCCACCCAUUGCACCUCCAUGGCCACAACUUCUACAUCGUUGGCCAAGGCUUUGGUAACUACGACCCAGUCAACGAUCCAGCCAAGUUCAAUCUUGUGGACCCGGUCGAAAGGAACACUGCAGGAGUGCCGUCCGGCGGAUGGGUUGCCAUCCGAUUCCGGACUGAUAACCCAGGUGUGUGGUUCAUGCACUGCCACUUCGACGUGCACCUGAGCUGGGGACUGACAAUGGCGUGGGUGGUCAAUGACGGUGCGCUCCCUGGACAGAAGCUGCCACCUCCACCGUCCGAUCUUCCAAAAUGCUGAUAUUGACUGCCAGAUCCGGUCAAUUUUUUGGGGUUUCGCUGGAGUUCCUUUAAAUGGUUUUGGGUGUGUUCUUUUUGUUGAAGUCCUGAUAAAUAACAUCUUGCUAGACCGCAACGUGGCAAGUCUUGCAGGUGCCAUGUUGAUGUUUGCUGUGGUUUUGGUUUCUUUGUGUGUGUUUU